GACCAUCUACUGACCUAGCGAUUUGAAGUGGUUGAAAAGAAAGAUUGUGCCUACUCUCCGCUCGCUGACGCUGUCGAUCUAACUAAUACUUUCUAAGUGUAUCUGGCCCACUAAUGGUCCAUUGCGUCUCGGAUGUUCGCCACCCCAUCUCUAGUAUCUGUAGACAGUCUGUAGCAGUGAACGCCACUACAAGCUCAGCUACGGUAAUUAUUACUUUCUAGUACUAGUAGCAGUGCAGACGCUGGAUCGGUGCAGUGGUGACAGAAAGCUUGGCGUCCUGCAUGUAAUUGUUUGACUUUUCGUGCCGCUGGAGGAAGCAAGGGUCUCGUUCGCGAUCCCUACUACGAUCAGUAACAACAGUGCAUCUAGCGGACAGUUCAAGUGCUUUGCGCAGUGCUGGUGGGAGCGGCGAAACAAACUCUUUCGGCCAUGGCUGCUGCAGCAGCGAAAUCCGACGAGAAAGCUCCAGUCGUCCUCGGCAAAGCCAAAGGUGGACGCCCGACGUACAGUACUAGAGUAUUCAAGAAAAGCUCCCCGAAUGGCAAGCUGACUGCGUACGUCGGUCGGCGUGAUUUCUUUGACGAUGGCUACAAGGUGGACAUUGUCGAUGGCGUGGUACUGGUGGAUCCAGAGUACAUCAAGAAGUCGGAGGGCAGGAAAGUGUACGGUCAGCUAAGUUCAUGCCUUAGCUUCGGCAAAGGAGACAACGUGUAUGACGCCAAUUAUGUGGCAAGCUUCAAGAAAGAACUUCUCAAUCUGUCAGUUCAGAUAUACCCACCCAACAACGAUCAGCCACCGCGCACAAAACUUCAAGAACGACUAAUUCGGAAGCUAGGAGAGAAUGCAUACCCUUUUCAAUUUCAAAUUCCAUCACGCUUGGCCGCAUCUGUUUCUCUCAACAAGACCGAGACAGAUGACAAAACAAAGCCGGGUGGUGUAGAAUACCUCUUGCAGACGUUUGCGGCCACAGCACCAACGGAGAAGAUUGAGAAACGGAACUCAGUUCCGCUGGCCAUCAAGAAGUUGACGGCACUGGACGCGUCCCUUCAGAAAGAGCAGCCGCAGACGGAUACAAAGAAAUCUUUCUGGGGUAGCUCUUACCCUGUUAAUGUUGAAGCUCGGUUAGAUCGCUUUAUGUACUACCAUGGCGAUCCAAUCGUGGUUCAUCUCAACGUAGACAAUCGAUCGAACAAGACUAUCAAAUCAGUAGCAAUAUCGAUCAAGCAGCUGUCUGAAGUUGUGGUCUUCAAGGAGAAGGCGAAGUGUAUUGUGACCACUUUCACAUCAGAGAGCGGCUUCCCAAUCAACCCGAGUAGUCACCUAUCGCAGAGCUUCUCCAUCGUGCCCAGCCUCCAGGACUGUUCACACAAAGGAAAUUUGGCUGUGGAUGGUCAGCUCAAGCACGAAGACACCAAUUUAGCCUCGUCAACAAUUAUUAAGGACAACAUCACCGACUUGCAGCGGGAAGACUUGGGAAUCGUUGUCAAGUAUAUGAUGAAGGUCACGCUUCAUGUUGCAUUUGGCAGUGAUAUUUCGCUAAAGCUCGCGUUCGGCCUGACGCAUUGUCGUCCGUCGGACGACGUUCUCAUUCAGCGCGUUGUUCACGAACCAGCCGCCGCCGCCGCCCCAGCACCAGCACCAACCACUGAGGAAUCGUCGGCAGAUAAUCACUACACGGCGGAGCCGACACGAGGUGCAAACCCUGCUGCUGCUGCUGCUGCCGUUGCUGCUGCAACCGCAACCGCAGCUCCGGCUAGUGGCGGUGCUGCUGCAGCUGCUGGAAACACAGCAUCAGCUGCCCAGCGUCCCGACCCCCCUGUUGGAAAUCUCAUCAGCCUUGGUGACGACCCUAGCCCCGCGCCAGCACCGCAGUUUGCCAGCACCAAUCCGUUCUUUAUGCCUGCGGCCCAAGGCGGCCCAGCAAUGGCACCGGCAGCGGCUGGCCGAACAGCGAAUGUGAAUGAGUUCAUGGAUGAUGACAUUGUUUUCGAGGAAUUUGUGCGGUUGCGAACAGCCGGCGAAACGGAUGCGUGAUGUUGGAGUCCAACAACGUAUCAUCAACGUUAUCAGCACCAGCAAUAACGGGGUGAGCAAUAGUGUAUGUUGGAAUAGAAAGCUAGCUGUGAUUGCGUGGCAACUGCUUGCCAAACUACGACCGCUGCAAACUAGUGCUGGAUGUUCAGUGUAUUAAUGUUGCUGGUAGACGACUGGCCCCCUACUGUUCGAAUAAGCUUCUUGUAUCAUUCGCAAGCCACACCAGCAGCACCACCCUCAGCCCGAAAUGAGCAGGCUAUUAAUGAAUGGCAAUUCCUAACCGGACAUUUUUUCUUCCUUUCCGUUUUAAUGUGGAUAUCAAAUUUGAGUACGUAUGCAACUAGCCCUUCAAUUGUCCUGUUGCUGUUUUUUUACAGCCUAUAUGUCCACAAUUCCUGAUUAUGCUGCUACAAAUCUGCUUCGUGUAACCCGCUCAUUCCAAGUUGAGACUAUUGUCUUUAUGUAUAAUUAUGUCUUAUGUCUUUACGCUGCGAGCAUCAUGUUUUCUCAUUUGUGUCACUCCAACCUUUGAUAGGCAACACUUGGUCUUUAGGUCUUCUUUUCUGCAAUGCCUUGUCGCGCAGGUUUCUGCAGGCAAGCGCUAUUUCCAACCAGAAUAUGCUCACCUUGCUGUAUCUCGUGCUUAUUAUGAUCAAUGUGAUCAAUGUUACAGCAGGAGCGUCGGAAGGUA
This is a messenger RNA of Sycon ciliatum, 2725 nucleotides long. Its product is annotated as beta-arrestin-1-like. The record is from RefSeq and is a predicted model, not a curated record. The coding region runs from base 430 to 2034 and encodes 534 amino acids. Gene Ontology annotation, cellular component: cytoplasm. Lineage: Eukaryota; Metazoa; Porifera; Calcarea; Leucosolenida; Sycettidae. The transcript has 20 exons. Gene Ontology annotation, molecular function: G protein-coupled receptor binding. Gene Ontology annotation, biological process: signal transduction; G protein-coupled receptor internalization.